AUGUAUCUCCCGGAGCUCCCCGGCGCCCCCGCAAGGUGGCGCUCUAGCGGCGCCCUGUUCCCGCUGGAGGAGCGCACGCCCCCGCCGGGGUUAGCGUGCCACAGCCGCAUUCAGCAGGCCCGGAGUUUUGAGGAAUGUUAUUGGGUGACCAUUAAUCCGAGUUUGUCCGUUGCAGAUGAGGUUGGUGCCCUGGUCUUUGAUAUCGGCUCUUACACGGUGAGAGCAGGGUACGCAGGAGAGGACUGUCCCAAGGCGGACUUCCCCACGGUCAUCGGGGUGUCGCUGGACCGGGAGGACGGCACGGCGCCCAUGGAGACAGAGGGGGACAAGGGCAAGCAGGGCACCACCUACUACAUCGACACCAACCAGCUGCGCGUGCCCCGCGAGGGCAUGGAGGUCAUGUCCCCGCUGAAGAACGGCAUGAUUGAAGACUGGGACAGUUUCCAGGCCAUUUUGGAUCACACCUACAAGAUGCACGUCAAGUCGGAGGCGAGCCUCCACCCCGUGCUGAUGUCCGAAGCCCCGUGGAAUACAAGAGCAAAGAGAGAGAAGCUGACGGAGCUGAUGUUCGAACAUUACAACAUCCCUGCGUUCUUCCUGUGCAAAACGGCCGUGCUGUCGUCGUUUGCAAACGGGCGCUCGACCGGUCUGGUGCUGGACAGCGGUGCCACGCACACAACGGCCAUUCCAGUGCACGACGGCUACGUGCUCCAGCAGGGUAUCGUGAAGUCGCCUCUGGCGGGGGACUUCAUGAGCAUGCAAUGCCGGGAGCUCUUUCAAGAAAUAGGUGUUGAAAUAGUUCCUCCUUAUAUGAUUGCUUCAAAGGAACCCGUGCGGGAAGGAGCUUCUGCCAACUGGAAGAAGAAGGAAAAACUACCUCAGGUCACCCGUUCGUGGCACAACUACAUGUGCAACACUGUGAUCCAGGAUUUUCAAGCCUCAGUGCUGCAGGUGUCCGAUUCUCCAUACGAUGAACAGGUUGCAGCUCAGAUGCCCACGGUGCACUACGAGCUGCCCAACGGCUACAACUGCGACUUCGGCGCCGAGCGGCUGAAGAUCCCGGAGGGCUUGUUCGACCCCUCGAACGCCAAGGGCCUGUCCGGGAACACCAUGCUGGGCGUGGGGCACGUGGUCACCACCAGCGUGGGGAUGUGCGACAUCGACAUCCGGCCGGGCCUGUACGGCAGCGUGAUCGUUACCGGAGGAAACACUCUCAUCCAGGGCUUCACGGACCGCCUGAACCGCGAGCUCUCCCAGAAGACCCCUCCCAGCAUGCGCCUGAAGUUGAUAGCCAACAACACGACGGUGGAGCGCAGGUUCAGCUCCUGGAUCGGAGGCUCCAUCCUGGCAUCGCUGGGGACUUUCCAGCAGAUGUGGAUAUCGAAGCAGGAGUAUGAGGAAGGAGGAAAGCAGUGUGUUGACCGAAAAUGCCCCUAAUGCCACUUCUACCACCCCUCUACCUUAACAGACAAAACGCCACCUCCGAGCUUAGUCCAGCCCUUCCCACAGUACUCAGGAACACCAAGGACACUUGCAAUUUUGUAGUUUUUUUUCCCCUUAUUUUAUACAUAUGUAAUUAAAAUGGCUUUCUUUGUAUUUUUAUGUAGAAAACAUUUGUGGCGCACAUAUUGUACAAUCACUGUACAAAUAGGUUUUUGCUAUUUUCUUACGUUGAAGACAAACUACUGUUAAAAAACAUAGUUUUAUCAAAUCUUCCAUUUUUAUUUUAAAAAAAGGCUUUUUCUAAGCCUCUUUUGAUACCAAACAGUUUGUGAUGACAGAACUAAAGUACAUACAAGCAGUUUGGAAAUAAACUUUUUUUUUAAAGAGA
Messenger RNA from Lepisosteus oculatus (spotted gar), 1831 nucleotides. NCBI's taxonomy places the organism in Eukaryota, Metazoa, Chordata, Actinopteri, Semionotiformes, Lepisosteidae. The record is from RefSeq and is a predicted model, not a curated record.